Messenger RNA from Closterium sp. Yama58-4, 777 nucleotides. The record is from the annotation of a GenBank genome assembly. NCBI's taxonomy places the organism in Eukaryota, Viridiplantae, Streptophyta, Zygnematophyceae, Desmidiales, Closteriaceae.
AUGAUCUUCAACCAAGGACCCAAGGAUCUACGACCAAGGACCCAAGGAUCUACGACCAAGGACCCAAGGAUCUACGACCAAGGAACUUUCUUGAGCAAAUGGCAAAGGAAUUGCAGAAUGGACUACAAAGGAGCAGCGAAAAUGGCGGACCUGCAACCAAGGAUCAAGGAUUUACGACCAAGUAACUUUUUUGAGCAAAUGGCAAAGGAACAGCAGAGCAGUCUACAAGGCAGCAGUGGAGCACUUCACAAGGCAGUAGCGGAACAGUCUACACAGCACCAGCAGAGCAGUCUACACGGCACCAGCGGAGCAGUCUACACGGCACCAGCGGAGCAGUCUACACGGCACCAGCGGACCAGACUACAAGGCACAGCGGCGGACCAGUCUACACGGCACCAGCGGACCAGACUACAAGGCACCAGCGGCGGACCAGACUACACGGCACCAGCGGCGGACCAGACUACAAGGCGCAGCGGCGGACCAGAAUACAAGGCACCAGCGGCGGACCAGUCUACACGGCACCAGCGGAGCAGACUACAAGGCACCAGCGGCGGACCAGUCUACACGGCACCAGCGGACCAGACUACAAGGCACCAGCGGCGGACCAGUCUACACGGCACCAGCGGCGGACCAGUUUACACGGCACCAGCGGCGGACCAGACUACAAGGCACAGCGGCGGACCAGUCUACACGGCACCAGCGGCGGACCAGUCUACACGGCACCAGCAGACCAGGCUACAGGGAAGCUGCGUAGCGGACUACAGGGAAGCUGCGUAG